AUGGGUUAUAAUCUUUAUGAAGCUAUCGGAAGAGGAUAUAUGACUGGAAAUUCAGAAAAAUUUGACACAUCUGCAUACUAUUGUAAUUUAAUACUUCCAUGUUCUUCUACGCUUGAUAAUCAUUUUCAUCACCCAAAUGUUGGCUAUGGUGAUACUUCUUUAGAUGCAGCUGAUUUCUCACAUCUACGUGAAAUCAUUGGAAUAGAUAAUACUACAUUAGGUAUUUUGCAAGUGGAUGGAAUGGAUCUUUUCUCUAGUUUAAGUAUUAAUCGUAAAUCUGGAUUAUUAAUUGGAGCUAUUCAAGGUCCUAUUCCAAUAACACAAUCACAUACAAUUAAUGAUAAUAUUAUUCAAAAUAAUUUUCUGGCCGAAAAGGUUAUCCAAACACUCUAUAUUGAAGGAAAAUUGAGAAUUCCAGGCAAUUUCAAGUUUUGCAAGUCUGAAACAAGUGAAGAUCUUCAACAUGUUAUUACAAAAUUCAAGGAUGUGUAUACUAAUCAAAUAACAUGCACUGUUUCUGAUGCAGGAGGUGCUAAUUGGCAAACAUCAGAAUAUCCUCACCAUUUUUGCUAUUCUCAUUUAUUUGUUUCUUGGGCCAAUAAGAAAUCCACUACUGUUAAUGGUGCAAGCUCAUCUUUUUUUUACACUAUUGAUGAUUCCUUGCAUAAUUUAUCAUUAACUUUUCUCUGCUCCAACCCCAACCAAACAAGUAUUCCAAAUUUAACAAUUAACAAUAGAAGUAUUGAGAAUGUGUUUUUCAUUUCAAUUGAAGAAUCACUCUUACAAAAAUUUGAGCUGAAGACAUUAGAUGAAAUUUACCAAACAAAUCCAUCAUAUUGGUGCAAAAUUAUUAGAAGGUCUGCUUUUAUUAAUUAUGAUGAUCAAUCUGAAGAUGUAUUGCGGCAAGUGUGUUCUCCCUUGUUAAUUAAUGAAUUGGCAAAAUUGAAUCAACAAACUAACAACAAAUAUUUGGGUCUAUAUUCUUACUUGAAACUUAUUCAUGAUUUUUCACGUACGAUGACAUUCACAAAGUCACAAAGAAAUCAAAAAAUUCUCUCACUCAAGUUAUUAAUUCUUUCUCAAUCAUUAGAGUUUCUUGAUUGGUGGGAUGAUAUCUUUAGUGAUGUAAAUAGCACCAACAAGAAUAAUAAUUUUACUAUUUUUGGAACGUUUUCCAAGGCAACGAUUAAGCAUAACUUGGAAACAAUUUCAAAAUUAAUUCCCUUAAUACCACCAAAUACCCAGCCACAACUUCAAGUGUUUGGCACAAGAUCUUUAGAAGGAUUUUUUGGUGAACAACGAGUGUAUUCGAAAAGAACAACAGUAAUGGAGUAUAUUAUGAAAUAUUCAUCACUCAAAUUUCAAUAUUUCAAGAAAGAAUGUGUAAAACUACCAUAUACUACAGGUGUUAAACGGAAAUACACUAACGAGGAACAAACAGAUAAAUCAAUGGAUACCAAGUCCUUUGUGACCUAUUUACAUCAAAUCAAACAACAAAUUGAAACAAAUCAUGUUCCAUUCACAGACAAUGAUUGUGCUCGAGCUGAACAUCUGCAACUCCUAUGUGUAAAAUAUAGUGUAAAUUCUAUUAGACAAACAUAUCAUCAGUUAUCAUAUAACAACAAUAAUUCGGAUGCAAUUACAUUCACUCCUCAAAUGCCCAGAUUCAACAGACAAAGUCUUGCACAGUUUACAAUCUCUACUCCAAGACCAUUAGAAUUUUCUCAAAUACAAUCUAGAGAGAUGGAAGGUGUUCGAUUAAGCUUUAUAAUGACUCAUGAUUCAUUAUAUCACAUUGAAUCAGGGUUACCAGUAUUCAAAUUAUCCUCCAAAAUCGAAUUAGAAAUAUUUGGAUUACCAUUUAUUGAAACAGAUUAUUCUCCAAAAGUGGCAAUUUUAAAUUCUCCAAAAAAGCAAGGAAAUUCAUAUACUGAACUGCCAUUGAGUGUUACUUUCUUUUCAAUUCCAUCAUCUCAAACUCAUAGAUUGGUUUGCGAUAUUAGCUCAUCAACAAUUAAUUAA
Molecule: messenger RNA, 2022 nt
Organism: Naegleria gruberi
Lineage: Eukaryota; Heterolobosea; Eutetramitea; Acrasida; Naegleriidae
Exons: 2
Coding region: 1-2022 (673 amino acids)
Source: RefSeq, a predicted model, not a curated record